Molecule: messenger RNA, 2196 nt
Organism: Chondrus crispus (carragheen)
Lineage: Eukaryota; Rhodophyta; Florideophyceae; Gigartinales; Gigartinaceae
Exons: 6
Coding region: 1-2073 (690 amino acids)
Biological process (GO): phospholipid translocation
Cellular component (GO): plasma membrane
Molecular function (GO): ATPase-coupled intramembrane lipid carrier activity; nucleotide binding
Source: RefSeq, a predicted model, not a curated record
AUGUCGAAAGACCCCUUCCUGUCCUUUUCGCUCCUCACCAUCCCCUCUACGAACAAUUCAAACACGUCUCCAAUUUCUACUUCCUUGUCAUUGCCAUUAUCUCCUUCAUUCCUAACAUCUCCCCAAGCACCCCAUUUGCAAGCGUCCUCCCCCUCUUUGUCGUUGUCGGCUUCGGUUUUGCGAGAGACAUCUUCGAGGACAUCAAGCGCGCAAACGAUGAUCAGACUGCCCAUACGCUGCAAGCCGCCCAUCUGGAGCCUGACUUGCAUCGCACUGUCGCUUCAAGAGACAUUGCCGUUGGUGACAUCGUUCUCGUGCGCAAAGGAGAGGUUUUUCCGUGCGACCUCGCCUUCCACUGCUCUGCACGAGUUUGAAGCCUCCAUUGAACUGAGCGGCGAGGGCCCCGUCCCGCUCGGCCCGUCGUCGCUGCUGCUCAGAGGAAUUAUCUUGAGAAACACCGAGUACAUUUAUGGUAUUGCUGUGUACACUGGAUUUGAUACUAAAGUUGCACUAAACAUGCGCAACCCCCCAAGCAAAAUGAGUUCCGUUGAGCGCAAACUUAACUGGGUCGUCCUUAUGUUGUUUAUUGCCCUCGCUACCCUCGUCAUCACAGGCGCAAUUGUCGCUGGAGUCUUACAAGACAGGGAUGGUGCCGGCCAGUGGUACAUGGGGGAGAAUGCUUUGAAAUCUGGUGGCAAAGUCACUUCCCAAAGCCUGGGCACGUUUCUCAUUUUGUUUUCUACCUUUAUCCCGGUUUCGCUUUUCGUGACCUUCGAAUUUAUUCGGGUUCUCCAAGCACUAUUCAUGUCUGCUGAUUUCCGGAUGAGAACUGGACGGCAGAAGGUCUUGGCAAGAGCGACCAAUCUGAAUGAAAUGCUCGGCGAGGUCGAGCACGUCCUCAGCGACAAAACGGGCACGCUCACAGAGAACAUAAUGCGUUACAUCGCCUGCUCGGCUGGCGCACACGUCGUGCCAGAACCCAAGGAUGAGACGCAGUCUGACAACUCCUCUACAGACUCGGGCAGAAAGAAGAGUAAGAAACGCACUAAUCCGGCUCUGGGGGACAAGACGGCUGUGCUAGAUGGAAACAGCUCAGAAGAGGCACUUCCAGAAUAUCAAGGGCAGAGUCCGGAUGAGGUUGCAUUAGUUACAUCGGCGAGAGAAUACGGGAUCACUCUUAUGACGCGAACCCUUGACACACUCGUUAUUGAUCGCUUUGGAACGAAAGAAACUUACACGACUUUGGCGGAACUGGAGUUCAAUUCAGACUGCAAGAGAAUGGGCAUGAUUCUCUGGUGUCCUGACGGGAAAAUUAAAACGUUCACCAAGGGUGCUGAUACGAUCAUGUUGAAGUUGAUAAACAAAGACGCGAACAUAGAAUUGAUUCAGAAUCAUAUUGACGAGUUUGCGAAGGAAGGUCUACGAAUACUUGUGUUUGCAAUGAAAGAGUUGGAGGAGAAGGACUUCCAAACUUGGUUUGAACGGUUCCAAGAGGCGCAAAAUUCUUUGGAGGACAGGGAAGGGAAGAAUUCAAAGAUUAGCGCUGAACUCGAGGAGGGUUUGAUGUAUGUCGCCACGACUGCUGUAGAGGAUAAGUUGCAACACAAAGUGCCCGAGACGAUCAAGUUUCUGCGCGAAGCAGGGAUUAAACUGUGGGUCUUGACUGGUGACAAGAGAGAAACAGCUGAAAACAUUGGAUAUUCAGCGAACUUGCUUGAUAGGAACAUGGAAGUGGUGCAUAUUGCAGGAAGCUCAUCCGCGGAGGUGCAAAGACAACUUAAUGACACUCUCGAUCGUCAUGUGUUGGAUGCGCAAACUCCACAGCGACGGACGAGCUUCAGCGCAAUAGCUGAUUUGCCUCAGGUUGGUGUGAUCAUUGACGGGGCUUCUCUGCACCACGCGAUUGAGGAUCAUUCAGAUGUAUUCAUGGCGUUGUCCGAUCAUACGAAGGUUGCGAUCUGCUGUCGUCUGACGCCGCUACAGAAGGCACUAGUGGUACGAUUAGUGCGGGAAAAGAGAAAAGCGAUGAUUUUGGCUAUUGGAGAUGGUGAAUCAAUGCUGGACCAAGAGUGACGUCUCCGAUGGCGCGGCGGCCAUCCCUUAUCUAUAUGAGCGUGCCGCAGAAGGAGUGACGUCGGGGCAAUCUAGGAUCUCCUCACAAAAGAAAGGCACUAAUCAAUGCUGCGUUCCGCUGAA